CCGAGCCGCCCUUAAAAAGGAGGAAGAAGAAACAGAAACAACAGGAACGAUGGAGGGGAACCGGGACGAAGCUGAAAAAUGUAUAAAUAUCGCCAUCAGAGCCCUCGACGAUGGCAAUAAAGAUAAGGCUUUUAAGUUCCUCAAUAAAGCAGAGAAACUGUACCCAACACAGAAAGCAAAGGUAUUGUUGGAAGCCUUGCUGAGGAAUGAUAAUACAGCAGGGAAUGGCAGAAAACGAGCUAAUGGAACCGAGCCACAAACCCAAACACGACAUGAAACAGAAAAGCAGGACUCAGAUUCAAUUAAAGGAUUUACCAAGGAGCAAGCUGAAGGUGUACAGAAAAUAAAGAAAUGUAAGGAUUACUAUGAGGUACUGGGUAGCAGUAAAGAUGCAACUGAUGAGGAACUAAAAAAGGCCUACAGAAAACUGGCUUUAAAGUUCCACCCUGACAAAAAUCAGGCGCCAGGGGCGACCGAAGCCUUCAAAAAGAUUGGAAAUGCUUAUGCUGUGCUCAGUAACCCAGACAAGAGGAGGCAGUAUGAUGAGUAUGGUGGAAAUGAACCCAGUAGCCCAACCCAAAGCUCCCACGGAGGCUUUGACUUCCACCGAGGCUUUGAGGCCGAUAUUACUCCUGAAGAUCUUUUCAACAUGUUCUUUGGAGGCGUCUUCCCCUCGCAGAACACGCAUACGUUUGCCAAUGGCAGAGCGCAGUAUAGUCAACAGGCGAACCAAACCAGAGGAGAGAGAGCGGAGGAGAGAGGAGACGGAGGCUUUUCCAUGUUCAUUCAACUGAUGCCCAUCGUUGUGCUGAUCUUGGUGUCCAUACUCAGUCAGCUGCUGGUGUCCACGCCACCCUACAGCCUGUACUCCAGACCAUCCACAGGACAGACUCUUAGGAGACAAACAGAGAAUCUGCAUGUAGACUAUUACGUCAACCGAGAUUUUAAAUCAGAGUACAAGGGCUCGGCCUUGCAAAAGAUAGAGAAAAGUGUGGAGGAAGACUAUGUUUCUAAUGUGCGAAACAGCUGCUGGAAGGAAAGGCAGACGAAAACUGACCUGCUGUACGCCGCUAAGGUCUACAGGGAUGACCGACUACGGAGGAAAGCUGAGCUCAUGACCAUGGAGAACUGCAAAGAGCUGGACAGAUUGAACGACCUGUUUCGUGGAGGAUGAACCGGAAGCUUAUCGAUAUUUGAGAGACAAAAUAGAUUUAUAUGUUAACAUUUCUUGUUCGGUUGUUUUUUAACAUGAUGAUAGAAGAAAAAUACAUGUAAGCUUACAUUAGAGUUCUUUACCUCACCUUCCACUGGAUUAGGUUUUGCUGUACAUAGCUCAGUUAAUCAACUGGCAGAAAUACUAGAGAUGUGUAUAUGAUAUUCUAUACAUGCUGUACAUAACAUUAUAAUUUCCUAUUUUUGAGUCAGGUUUUAGUUCAAAGCGCUUACGACGUGCAAGUCAUAUAAAUAGUAAUUAUAAUAAAAGUUUUAAUUUAAACAUGUAUUUAAAUGAAUUCAAAGAAAGGAAAAACAGUGCUCAGAAAAUAAAUGCACAGGUUAAUAGGUUUUUAUCAUUCUGGCUAAUUCUUGGGCACACAUGACUACUUCUGUAUGCUGGUUUCUGCUAAUACAGCAGACUUAACCAUGCUUGUGAAACUUGAAUAUUAUCAACUUUAUCCAAAUGAAUUGAUGAUUAAAUGUAUUUUAUAGUUCAUAUUUAACAAGCACAUUCUCAGAUUCUUGGCCAGUACAAUCUAUCAAUAAUGUCUUAAAGUAAUUUCUAAAUAACUGAAUGUUUGGCAUGUCUUUCUUAUGCAACAUCUCCAAUUUAAUGGAAUUUGGAAAAGAAAGGAAUGAGGCAUUUAUGAUUUCCUGGUUCUGGUGGGCCACAGUCUUUGAUAGGGUUGGCUAUCAAACACACCUAAAUGUAAUUUCCCAGUAACCAUGCAUCCUUUGAUUAGAUUUUUCAGGUGUUUUUGAUUAGGAUUAAGGCUAAACUAAGAAGGACAGUGGCCCUCCAGGACCAGGAAUGCCCACCCCUGCACCAGAUGGAUUUUUUGUCCCACCCUAGAGCCCCAGCACUACACAUUUUUUAUGUCUAUUUGAUCUAACACACCUUCAGCUCAUUGUUAAAGAUCGCAGGACCUAAAUUGAAUGUGUCUGAUAAGAGAAAUGUUCAAAAUUGACUGUGCCAGAGCUUCAGGACAGGCCUGGUGUGCCAUUUCUUUGCAUUGCAGUAGCUUGUGAAUUUAAACUAUAUUAAUACAAAUAUUAUUAAAGUCACAAUGAAAU
Molecule: messenger RNA, 2289 nt
Organism: Paramisgurnus dabryanus
Lineage: Eukaryota; Metazoa; Chordata; Actinopteri; Cypriniformes; Cobitidae
Source: RefSeq, a predicted model, not a curated record